AUGCUUGUAAGUCUCAAAGUGCUACCCCAUGUGGAUGACCGUGUGCCCUUAUCCCAGGACACUAACAUUGGUAUAGUAAAACGAAGAUUCAUCCGCCAGAACCGCGAAAUAGCACGGGUGAACUCGAACCAGUCACAGCGUAUUCGCAACCUUGAGAUUGAGAUCUCCCGGGUAAUAGCCGAGAAUGCUACACUACGACAACAAGUUAUUGCGGCGCAGGCCGAGGCGGAGCGAUGGCAACAAACGAACGGCGUAAACCACGAGAUCCUGGAGCUGAAGGACCGCUUGGAGAGGAAACUGAAGGAUGUGGUGGAACUCGUUGGUGAGAUGACCGAAAUUCCAGCAAAAUCCAUGACGAGCAGGCACAGCCGGAGGAGAAGUAGAGUGGAUAAUCUAAAUACGCUCAGUGAGACCGAUUGGAAGAACAGGUCAGCUAUGAGGGAGCUUUCAGCCAAGGAGAGAGGCGACGGACUUGAUGGGCGAUUGCCCAGUAUACUCGAAAAUAAAACGUACCCGAGACGAAGUCUGGAAGUUGCAGAGGUGGUGGCAUUGAAGGAUGAAGCAGUCAUGCAGGACUCUACCGAGUCGCCGGAUUUGGGUCCACCACCUGUUGCACACUUGGAUGUUCAAGAGCCGAUCACAUUCAAUGCAUCGAGGUCGUCUGGACAGGAAGUCACGGACGAAGUCUCGCAGCUUCCUUCCACAUUAGAGAGGAGGAGAAGGCGAAGGACAAGCGCUCUGCUACAGGACAUGCCAAGAGAGGACGAAGCUGCCGAACAGCAACUUGUCGAAGCAGCCCCUCCUCAGCUACUAAAGGUUGGAGCGAAGCGAAAAUUAGAGGCCUCGGAACUUGAGGAACCACUCAGUCGACAAUCUAGGGAGAGUGAUGAGUUCAUUUUUCAACGGAGGCGCGAAAAUGUCAGUGGGCUCGCUGGAGGGAGGAAAACAUCCCGAUUCGCACGGCCACCAGGGCGCGAAAAUGAUCCCGCAGUAGGAACCACAACGUUGUCGCCAGAGAAGAUCAUCGCACCUAGAAAGAUACUUGCACCCAAGACCACAAACUCUCCUGCAAAAAGAAAGGUGCAAAUUCCCGAGAAGCUCGUUGCCCUUGAGGAUUCUCGAGAGGUCCGCAUGGAUCAAGAACCCGUUAAACCAUCCAGGAGAACCAAGAUUCCCCCAGCACUAGGAAAGCGAGUAGACUCCGACCCUUUGUCACAAGAUCUAAGGACAGACGAUCUCCAGCCUAAAACGCCUGCAUUUUUGAGCGAAGAUAUGUUCUCACCUGUCUCGACAGAACCAUCAGCCCGCACUACACUUCAAAAAACAGAAGCGGCUGUCCUCAACUCUGUGGAAGAUGUCCUUAACGGUAGCAUUGGUCGUGGUUCACGUCGAGCAAGAGCUGCCAUUAGCUAUGCCGAGCCUAGCCUGAGAGAUAAGAUGAGAAGGCCCGGCAAAGAGUUGGUUGGUGCUGUAGAAGGACUGGACAAGAAUAGAGAGAUGUCAAUUUCUCAUUCUAGAGCAACCAGCCUGGACCGAGCUCGAUCGGAUGGCGAAGGUGAAGACCUGGCAAAAAUCCCUGUCAAUGUCAAACGGGAAAGUAGUGGUUUGGCAGAAGACAGGUGGAAAGAACUGCCACACGCAAGCAAGAAAGAAGAGCCUGCCAGCCCGCUGAGAGAUAAAGAGCGAGGUGAGAAGGUCCGCGAGGCACAUUGCUACGCCAAUUCCAGGAGAGACGCUGCUUACGUUCGAGACAGCUCUAAGAAGUCUCCCUCGUCGGCCUCAGUCACAACCCAAGAUAAUAUAUACGCAGAGGACUUGGAAAACGCGGUCGACAGGUUGAGCAUUUUCGACCCACCGGUAUCCUCUCCGCUAGAUGAUCCCAAAAGCCCGGCCGGCAGAGAACAGAUCAAAGUGGUAACAACCGCAGCAGGCUCGAAACGCAAGACUCCUGCCACUGCUUCAUCGGCGCUUCUCAGUAGGAGGCAUUCCAUCCAGCCUUCUUCGUCCUUGUCCAACCUCAGCGAGGAAGCUGGGAAAAGCGGCAGGCUGACGGGAACGUCUGUCCCUCCACGGCCAAACUCAGCCGCUACUCUGCGCAACGAGUCUUCCGCGGCUGCUGGUGUUGGAGGAGGGCUCAAGCGAUCUGGCAGCGCCGUUGGUUCCCUGCGAAAUGCUAGGAGCAAUGGGUCUCGGCACGACGGUGGGAAUUCAAUCGCUGAUCGGGAAUCCGCUGGUACUGCCGCUGUUGAUGGCAGAGCUGAGAGAACCGCGAUGACGAGACGGAGAAGUAUGAUGGUCUAA
This is a messenger RNA of Exophiala aquamarina CBS 119918, 2301 nucleotides long. RefSeq lists its product as uncharacterized. The record is from RefSeq and is a predicted model, not a curated record. Lineage: Eukaryota; Fungi; Ascomycota; Eurotiomycetes; Chaetothyriales; Herpotrichiellaceae. The coding region runs from base 1 to 2301 and encodes 766 amino acids. Gene Ontology annotation, cellular component: chromosome, centromeric region; nucleus. The transcript has a single exon. Gene Ontology annotation, biological process: meiotic chromosome segregation.